Molecule: messenger RNA, 1254 nt
Organism: Chelmon rostratus (copperband butterflyfish)
Lineage: Eukaryota; Metazoa; Chordata; Actinopteri; Chaetodontiformes; Chaetodontidae
Product: caspase recruitment domain-containing protein 19-like
Exons: 5
Coding region: 16-492 (158 amino acids)
Cellular component (GO): mitochondrion
Source: RefSeq, a predicted model, not a curated record
UGCUCAGAUCAGAGGAUGGACACUGAACUGGUUGACAGACUGGUGCUGCAGCUGAACAGGAUCUACCCCCAGAUCCUCAGUGACAAGGAAGCCCACAGGUUCAGGAACCUGAGCGUUCCCACCAAGGUGCGGUUAGCUGAGCUGCUGAAGCACCUGCACGGGAAGGGCGAGGAGGCCUGUCAUGAAUUCUACAGAGGGCUUCACAUCCACGCCGAGGACAUAUACUCCAGCCUGCCCACCAGAGUCACACAAAGAGAGGUGGAAGAUCCAAAGUGGAUUUACAAUGUGGCAAUCUACCCUGAGCGAUACGGGCGCAAUGACCGAGGGCCGAUGUUCUUUCUGAGCUGUUUCAGUUUUGUAGUUGGAAUCGCAAUGCUCUACUAUUACAGAGAGGCCGAGACAUUGAGAUGCACUGGCCCGUUUCUUCACUGCUCCGCGGCGAGACUCAGUAAAGAUGUUUUAAUUUCCUACACUGAGGUUGGAAAACAGUGAAAAUGAGGCCGCCGAGGUGCUCAAACGCUUAAGAACGCGCCCUGUGAGAAGAACAAGCAAUGAAAUUUGCCACUUUGCUGUGCCAAACUCAUACACACUUUGAGAGCUCUAAACUUUUUUUCUGAAAUGUAAGCAGUAAUUGACUUGCUUUUUAAUCCUUGAGGAGCUGACAUUAGCAAGAGUCAUUCUGUCAUGAAUUCCCACAGCUCACGUCUCUUUGAAUGAAUGCAAGAGUGGAUGAGUUUAUUUGAUGGUUAAAACACAUAUAAAACUGCAAUGCAGUCAUUACAUACAUUAGAAAUCAUAGAGGAUGAAAACACAAUAAUGUCUGAAGGUUUAUUUCCGCUGCCGUCGUCUCUUUAUAUGGAACACAAAUGUAAUGUUCGACCAAACUGCUUGUAUGACUCUGUAUUUUCUGUGCAGAACUAAUCCUUCCAAUCACAUUUUCACCUGAUGUGAGGUGUAAUAUGAGCUGAGCGUGACUGGGAAACCGCACAGGUGUUUUCAAUCACUGGCCGAUUAGACUUCUGCUCAGGUUGAAGCUGGGCGGAGCUGUGCUGGAAAUGACACCAAACUCUGUGCACCAAUAAGAAUGAUAAAGGGUUAAGUUGUCCCGCCCCAACAGGUACAACAAAACCAACAGAAAGAUGACAAAGAUGUCAAUCAAAACACACCCACACUGUCCUGAGAAGACGUCUAAUUAGGCGACUUCAGUGAAAACACCUGUGCAGGGACCAGCUUGCUUGAGUUUGACUCUGAGUG